Messenger RNA from Aethina tumida (small hive beetle), 1456 nucleotides. Its product is annotated as la protein homolog. Gene Ontology annotation, molecular function: RNA binding. Gene Ontology annotation, cellular component: cytosol; nucleus; cytoplasmic stress granule. Gene Ontology annotation, biological process: positive regulation of translation; RNA processing. The record is from RefSeq and is a predicted model, not a curated record. NCBI's taxonomy places the organism in Eukaryota, Metazoa, Arthropoda, Insecta, Coleoptera, Nitidulidae. The coding region runs from base 131 to 1132 and encodes 333 amino acids. The transcript has 2 exons.
CCGAUUUACCUGCCUUCUAUCGAAUUUUCGCGGUGCGCGUAUCGGCGGUGCUGUCAAAACUCAGUUUGCGUUUGUCGUUCACCACGUGUUGUUGUCAGUGCGGCCAGUUAACUAGAUCUGAAGCUUAAAAAUGGCAAACGACUUGGAACAAAAGAUAAUCAAACAAAUUGAAUACUAUUUCGGCGACAUCAAUUUACCUCGCGACAAGUUCCUGCAGGAGAAAAUCAAGGAGGACGAGGGAUGGGUCCCGGUGGAGGUGCUCCUGACGUUCAAACGACUCGCCAGUUUGUCCGAGGAUCCCGCCGUUAUUGCGGCGGCGGUCGAAAAGUCCGAAUCCAAGCUCGUGCUAGUGAACGAGGAGAAGAACAAACUGAGGAGGAACCCCGAACAGCCUGUUCCUGAACAGACCGAAGAGCGUAAACAAGAACUCAUGAAGAAAUCAGCCUAUGUAAAAGGUUUCCCCACUGAAACAGCACUGAAUGACAUCAUCAACUUCUUUGAACCUUAUGGCCCAGUCGAAUCAGUCAUUCGCAGGACAAAGCCAGACCACAAAUUCAAAGGGUCAGUGUUUGUAGUCUUCAAAGACGUUGACACAUGCAAAAAAUUUGUUGAACUUGAGUCAGUUAAGUUUAAUGAUGUGGAACUGAUUAAAAAGUUCCAAAAUGACUACUACACACAAAAGAAACAGGAGAUAGAAGAAAGGAAGAAGCAGAAAAAGGAGAAACAACAAGAAACUAAAGUUGAAAAAACGAUAGACCUCCCCAAAGGUGCGACAGUACAUUUCACAGGUGUUCAAGAGGGCCAAACCUUGACCAGAGAAGAAAUCAAAGAAAAAGUCAAAGAACACAAGGAGGCUCAAUAUGUGGACUACAACAAGGGUGAUCUGGAAGGUUGGAUCAGGUUCCCAGAAGAGAAUAAUGCUGUAGAAUUCUGCAAAAAGAUUGAAAACAAUGAAGUAGUCAUUGGUGACAUUAAGCUAACAAUUAAAUUGUUGGAGGGAGAAGAAGAGGAAGCAUAUUUGAAGAAGACUUCUGAGGCCAUCCUGAAGAAUAGGGAUUCAAAGAAGAGGAACUUUGGACAGAAAAGGAAGGGCAACUUUGGUCACCGGAAUAAUAAAAGGUCUAGGAACUAGGAUUAGGUUUUAUUAUUGUCUCAUAAUAGUUUUAUUAUGGUUUUCAUAAUUGUGUAAAAUAAUGUCCUCAUUUAGGUUUUAAAAUGAGAGAUUUGUUACUUUUUAAAUUUAUUGACUGGAGUUUUGUACAAAUUAUUUUCUUUUACUUCUUGAAUUAUAUACUAUCUCAGUAUUUAUUGUCUGUUGGAUAGAAUUUUAUUAUGCUGAACAUUUUAUUAGGUGCGCCUAAUUUUGUUAUUGUAGUUGCUUUAUAUCUUAUAUUCUAUUUUGUAUUAACGAGUCAAUACAAAUUAUUUUUUGUAACAAUAAAUUCUUAAUUUUGAA